This is a messenger RNA of Nymphaea colorata (pocket water lily), 1089 nucleotides long. Its product is annotated as ras-related protein RABA1d-like. The transcript is spliced from 2 exons. The record is from RefSeq and is a predicted model, not a curated record. Gene Ontology annotation, molecular function: GTPase activity; GTP binding. Lineage: Eukaryota; Viridiplantae; Streptophyta; Magnoliopsida; Nymphaeales; Nymphaeaceae. The coding region runs from base 234 to 896 and encodes 220 amino acids. Gene Ontology annotation, cellular component: endosome.
AGCAAGUUCAUUUUCACCGUUGGAAAAGAAUACGCAGUACCAAAAGUACAAAAGCUCUAAAUUACUGGUGAACAAGGGGCUCCGGUGGUGUGUACAAUAAUGCAUUCAUGAUCCAUGGCAGCCCGAUGCCGAAGUUUGAUUCUCUCUCUGGUUUGAUCUUUCCGUGGGCAUCCUGCCUUUGUUGUCCAUAGUGUCUCAUUCGGUGUGUGUGUCUGAGAGAGACAGAGAGAGAGAUGGCUAGUUACAGGGCAGAUGAUGAUUACGACUAUCUUUUCAAGGUGGUGUUGAUUGGGGACUCGGGUGUGGGCAAGUCUAACUUGCUCUCAAGGUUCACAAGGAACGAAUUUAGCUUGGAGUCCAAGUCCACAAUAGGUGUGGAAUUUGCAACCAGGAGCCUAAACGUUGAUGGAAAGGUCAUCAAGGCUCAAAUUUGGGAUACUGCUGGCCAAGAAAGGUACCGUGCGAUUACUAGUGCAUACUACAGAGGUGCAGUUGGUGCAUUGCUUGUUUACGAUGUUACCCGACACGCUACUUUUGAAAAUGUUGAGAGAUGGCUUAGGGAGUUGAGAGACCACACUGACCCCAAUAUCGUCGUGAUGCUGAUCGGAAACAAAUCUGACCUUCGUCACCUUGUCACAGUGUCUACUCAAGAUGGAAAAGCUUUUGCCGAGCGUGAGUCUCUCUAUUUCAUGGAGACUUCUGCGUUGGAAGCUACAAAUGUUGAAAAUGCAUUUUCUGAAGUUCUGAAACAGAUAUACCAUAUUGUGAGCAAGAAAGCUGUUGAGGCUAGUGAGGACGGAACUGCAACCACGUUGCCGAACAAAGCAGAGAGGAUAAAUGUUGCAAACAAGGACGAUGUUUCUGCAUUGAAGAAAAUUGGGUGCUGCUCAAGCUAGUGGAUCACUGUAGUUUCUGCAUUUGCCUAGUUAUGGUUGGUUUUAGCUGCUGUUUCUACUUUACAUGUCCAGUGCGAUUGUUUCUUCUUGUGUAACAAAUUGUACCUUAGCUUCAAUUUUAUACUUGUCUUUGUGUGAAUUCUGGGUAUAAAUGCAUGAAUUGGAAUAUAUAUAGAGCCAAAAUUUGUAUUCA